This is a messenger RNA of Xyrichtys novacula (pearly razorfish), 3734 nucleotides long. Lineage: Eukaryota; Metazoa; Chordata; Actinopteri; Labriformes; Labridae. The record is from the annotation of a GenBank genome assembly.
GAUUCUCCUCCCACUGCUCGCAAACACAUCCGCGCUCCCGUUUAUCAUCAGCGGCUAGGCUCACAUCAACAAUGACUGUCUCCGCCGACCUGAGGGAUAAACACGCUAAUACUUCAAUGAAUAUGAUGAAAAUGUGUUUCCAUUAACUUGUUAACUAAGCUACAGAGCAACACCCAAGAGCACACGGCAGACUCUGGCACUGGUAAGCUCACCUUUUCUUGUCGAGCCUGUUUGGUAGGCUGGUUUGGACGCUAGCUAGUCAUAGACUCAGCUAGCCUAGGCCUCGAUCUUUGUAUUAAAUCAAGCAUGGUCUUGGCGGACAGACCGCAGUCCGUCCCUCAUUGUAUUGGUCCACGUUGUUUCCCUCAUGCCUCAUGUCCGAAAAUAAAACGCCUCUGACGAGAUUUUUGACCCAGAAGAAAGCAAAUGUUGUAGCAACUGGGUUAGCUUGUAAUGUCAACUUCCGCAAAAACCUGCAUUAAACUACAGGAUAUUGUGCAGCAUAUAAACGUGUUGAAUAGUCUUCGUGGGAUGCAUGUCCACUCGGGGGAAAUUCUUUGCAGGAAUUUCGCCGUGCACGUGCUUUGAAUGGCAAUAUCAACAAAAGGUUGUAAAGACGUAUUUGUUUAUGUUUUCAUGCAUCACGCCUUUAGUUACAGCCGUGUAAAGUGUGUAGUUUAGUUGACAUUUACUGUUCUCUGGUUACCUGUGUUGAUACAUAGAUCCUCAGCAGGUAAGGUUUUAUGGCACAUAUGUUGGAUGUCACAGAUCAGCUCUCCAUUUCUGAGAUGUUCCUUUUUUCCAUUAGGAUAUAGGCUAGGACUCAUAAAACAAGGCAGAAAGCUCAGAGAAGUGAGCCGUGGGUGUGUCUGCAAUGGCCGGUGGAAGGAGAGGGGCGAACCGCACUACCUACUGCAGACCUCCACUGAGCAGUGAGCCAGGAUCGGUCAGCAAUGGAAACCACUCAACCAGCUCUCCGGUCACAGGAGUGCGAUCUCGUACAAGGUUGGUCUCCCCCCUCAUCUACACACUCUCACGUGGGUUUGUCCAACUUAGAUGUAUAUUAACAUUAUCAAUAUGCGACAUGAUGUUGUUGUUUUACAGGAAUGGCUCUGGAACAUGCAUGUCCAGCCCCCCUCUGGCUGCACAAACAGUGGUUCCUCUGAAGCACUGUAAGAUCCCUGACUUAUCCAUGGAUCGUAAUGUGCUGUUUGAGCUGCACCUGUUCUGCUGCCACCUCAUCGCCCUGUUUGUCCAUUAUGUCAACAUCUACAAGACUGUGUGGUGGUACCCCCCGUCACACCCCCCCUCACACACAUCACUGGUGAGUUCAUCAAUUGGUUAUUAUAUAUAAAAUAUGAUAUUGUAACAUGAUUCACUACUGCAUCUCCUUUGCUUUCUUAAUUGCAUAUCUAACAGCACAUGCUUGCCCAUUAAUGUUGACAAAUCAAAAUUUUUGAAGCAGCAAUCCUGAUACAGCUUUAUUAUUUACAGAACUUUCACCUCAUUGAUUAUAACAUGCUGGUGUUCACAAUCAUCAUACUGGCGAGGAGGUUAAUAGCAGCGAUUGUUAAAGAGGUAAGAAUGUAUUUGUGGCUUAUAAUUUCAGAAUUAAGCUUUAGAAUAUGGUGGAUUAUGGUCAUUUUCUCAGAAUUUGAUGAAUGUGUUCAAAUAUAAGCAGGAUUUAUGCUGAAAGUAAUAUGUUGGCUCCAUAAAGUAUUAUAUAACCCUGGUAGUACCUCAGUACACGUAGCUCUUUUACUGUGUUUUGUUUCUAAAAUGAAUCCUUUGUUUUUCUGUGUGGAGCUCAGCUGCUGUUAAAAAUCACUUAAAAUGACUUUUGGGGACUUUUUGUUCCCUCCUCCUUCCCCCAGGCAUCACAGAGUGGGAAACUAUCAUUUCCUCAUUCGAUUUUCCUUGUGAUGGCUCGGUUUGCUGUGCUAACGCUGACAGGCUGGAGUCUGUGUCGCUCCCUCAUUUACCUCUUCAGGACAUACUCUGUCCUCAGCCUGCUCUUCCUCUGCUACCCGUGAGUAUUCUAGGAGAUCAGAGUCGUCCACACACAAGCAUUUCACUCAGAAGCUUUAGCGCAAUAGCAGAUUUCUGAGUCCCCUCAAAUGUGUUAGAUCCUUUGCUAGUCUCAGAUUUACUCACAACAGUUCACAUGUUUCAUACACUGUGCACAGUAAGAUCCAAAGUCCCAGUCAUUAAUUUCAAAUGUUUGUUUUACAUUUGUACUGAUGACCUGCAGUUGAUACAAUACUUUGACAAUUUCAUAACUUCAUGCAGGUUAAAUAUUGUGUUUGAAUCUCUCACAAGGAACAUAAAUACAACCUUCAAGCUGGUGUUGAUGCAGGGACUGUUGUGCCUGUUUUUCCUUUUGUUUUAACUUUUGCAGAUUUGGGAUGUAUAUUCCAUUCUUCCGGCUGAGCUGUGACUUCCGGCGGGUAGGUCCUCUUUCUCCCAUUGCCAGCAUCGGCUCCAAAGAGGUGGGCAGCGUGGGUCGGGGCCGGGACUACUUGACUGUGCUGAAAGAGACGUGGAAACAGCACACCAGUCAGCUGUACGGCAUCCAGGCCAUGCCGACUCACGCCUGCUGCCUCUCCCCAGACCUCAUCCGUAAGGAGGUAGAAUACCUCAAGAUGGACUUCAACUGGAGGAUGAAGGAGGUGCUGGUCAGCUCGAUGCUCAGCGCUUAUUACGUGGCCUUUGUGCCUGUUUGGUUUGUCAAGGUAGAGAACUGUCAAAUAUAGAUGCAUCAUUGUCAACGCUAAUGCUUUCCCUAUGCCUCCGGAAGUCUAACUUCAUUUUGCUUGUUCUCCCCUUUAGAGCACACAGUAUGUAGACAAGCGGUGGUCUUGUGAGCUUUUCAUCUUGGUGUCUGUCAGUACUUCAGUCAUCCUCAUGAGACACUUGUUACCACCACGAUACUGUGACCUGCUUCACAAAGCUGCAGCUCACCUGGGCUGCUGGCAGAAAGUAGACCCUUCACUCUGCUCAAAUGUUCUCCAGCACACGUAUGUUCCGCUGCAGUUUAUUAGUGCAGUCUGAAUUUUGUUUGUUCUCAAAUGAGCUCAAUGUUGACCUCAAUUUGCUAUCUUUCAAUGCCCAGAUGGACUGAAGAGUACAUGUGGCCACAGGGAGUCUUGGUCAAACAUAAUAAGAACGUCUACAAGGCUAUGGGUCACUACAAUGUGGCAGUUCCAUCAGACGUCUCUCAUUAUCGCUUUUAUGUAAGUACCUAAACUUUUCUGUUAAAUUUUCAGAACAUGGAUAGAAGUAGGCUCUAUUUGUAAAACGGGAAAAAAAAGGUGCUUCUCCAUUAACUGUGUGUUUUCUCUCCUCCUCUUUCAGUUCUUUUUCAACAAGCCUUUACGAAUAUUGAACAUACUCAUUAUCCUGGAGGGGGCCAUGAUAUUUUACCAGCUCUACUCGCUAAUAUGCUCUGAAAAGUGGCACCAGACAAUAUCUCUGGCUCUGAUUCUUUUCAGCAACUAUUAUGCCUUCUUCAAGCUGCUCAGAGACAGAAUAGUCCUCGGAAAGGCAUACUCGUACUCAAACAGCUCAUCGGACCAGAAAGUCAGUUAGACUUAAGUUAUUAUUGAUCAUAUUCACUUUGGAAUGACACAAACAUGCGAAAGAGCUUGGUAUUUUUUCUACAAACUGCAUUUUGUGUUGUAUUUGUUCUGAUCUGCCAUAAUAAAAAGAAAUAUUUUUGUAUGACUAUAAAGGUU